Molecule: messenger RNA, 7414 nt
Organism: Callithrix jacchus (white-tufted-ear marmoset)
Lineage: Eukaryota; Metazoa; Chordata; Mammalia; Primates; Cebidae
Source: RefSeq, a predicted model, not a curated record
CCAGGCCUGUGCAGUGUCGCUGCCGAGCAUCCGCCAGAGGGCGCGCUGACUCCGUUGCCAGACCCAGAGGGGGCGGGGCUGGCGCCCAAGGGCGAGCAAAGCACCAGGACAGUGGUGAAAAGGUGGUGCCUUCUAUGCCCCUGUCAGGCCAGUACCCUCUGGCGAUCGAUCGAUUGAUUGAUUGAGACAAAAUUUUGCUCUUCUCGCCCAGACUGGAGUGCAGUGGCGCGAUCUUGGUUCUCUGCAACCACCGCCUUCUGGGUUCAAGCCAUUCUCCCACCUCGGCCUCCUGAGUAGCUGGGAUUACAGGCACCCGCCACCACGCAAGGCUAAUUUAUGUAUUUAUUAUUAUUAUCAUUAUUAUUUUGAGACAGAGUUUCGCUCUUGUUGCCCAGGCUGGAGUGCAAUGGCACCAUCUCGGCUCAUGGCAACCUCCACCUCCCAGAUUCAAGCGAUUCUCCUGCCUCACCCUUCCGAGUAGCUGAGAUUACAGGCAUACUCCACCACACCUGACUAAUUUUGUAUUUUUAGUAUACAAAAUUACAUGGUCAGGCUGGUCUCCAACUCCUGACCUCAGAUGAUCCUCCCUCCUCAGCCUCCCAAAGUACUAGGAUUACAGCCAUGAACCAUGGCACCUGGCCUAUUUUAUUUUUAUUUUUAUUUUGAGACAGAAUCUCGUCGCCCAGGCUGGAGUGCAAUGGCACGAUCUUGGGUGACUGGAACCUCCACCUCCCGGGUUCAAGCGAUUCUUGUGCCUCUAGCCUCCAGAGUAACUGAGAUUACAGGUGUGCACCACCACCCCCUGCUAAUUUUUUGUAUUUUUAGUAGAGAUGGGUGUUGAGAAAUGUUAAGUUUAUGAAUAUUGAUGAAUGCUGAGUGUAUGAUAGCAUAUAUUGUUUGCUAGGAAGAACGAUGGGGCAAGGAAAACCUAUCCACCGCUCCCCCCGCCCAGUAGAAAAUGACUUGGGGCAUUCCAAAGUGGCAGGACAAUAUAUAAAUAUCCUACACCUGUUAAAUCCAUUCUUUAAGAUAUCUGACCCUGCCCCUGUGGCUCCCUUGUGGAGAAUACUUUUUAGUUUAUUUGUGAUCAGUGGUAAGCAAGCACCAGCUGCUUACUUGGCAUAUUUUGUUAUGAGAAAACACAGAACACCUGUUAAUUAAUAAUAAUCACCUGUUCAGAGAGACUAAAUAACUGGGUCAGUGUCUACUUGGGGCCUUCAGCCUGGAAAGCUGUCAGCCCCUGAGGCUUUCAGCUUGGAAGGCUGCUGGACCCCGGGAUAGACCCACUUUGCUCUUCUAUCUGGGUGUCUGCCUCUCAUUUCCUUCAGUGACGCCUGGGUGGGGGUCUCUACAGCCAAGUUGGUACUCGGUAGACGGGGUUUUGUCAUGUUGGCCAGGCUAAUCUUGAACUCCUGAGCUCAGGCAAUCGGCUGGCCUCAGCCUCCCAAAGUGCUGAGAUUACAGGUGUGAGCCACUGCACCCGGCCUAUUUUAUUUUAUUGAGACAGAGUUUUGCUCUAUUGCCCAGGCUGGAGUGCAGUGGCAUGAUCUCUGUUCUGGGCCCUUUGCCUGCAGAGUUCUGUUGUGGCUGGAUCAGUGUUAGGCCUCCUGUGACUGCAGGGAGAGUGGUGGCAGAGGAACGGGGGGCCUGCUGAGCCAUGAGCUUUAGGGAGAUUCCACCUGUCUCUGAAUGGACUCAGCUUUGACCACCAAAUCAGCUCGGAAAGCCCUGGUCUUAGUUUGGUUGCCUCAAGUCCUGGAUUACCUGGUCCAGGUAGGGGAGCUUGGAGCUUAGGUCAGCAAGAGGGAGUGCAAAGGGCCUGGUGGCAGGAGAGGUGAAGGCUAUUAGGCUAUAUGCUGUCCCAAGGAAGAUACCACAACUGGUGUGGCUCUUCAGUCUCUGGAUUUAUUCUGUCAAUGAAAAGAGUCAAACUCUGUAAAAUAUCUGGAUACUAUUUUUUUUUAGGUGGAGUCUUGCUCUGUUUCCCAGGUUGGAGUGCAGUGACGCAAUCUUGCUCAGUGCAACCUCUGCCUCCCAGGUUCAAGUGAUUCUCUUGCUUCAGCCUCCUGAGUAGCUGAGACUACAGGUGCCUGCCACCAUGCCCAGCUAAUUUUUCUGUUUUUGUAGAGAUGGGUUUUGCCAUGUUGGACUGGCUGGUCUUCAACUCCUGACAUCAGGUGAUCCACCCUCCUUGGCCUCCCAAAGUGCUGGGAUUACAGGCAUGUCUCUAAGCUGCCCUUAGAUAUAAUAAAUGACAAAUAUUUCCUAUUCAGACCUUUAAAAGGUGCUAGACUCUUAAUCUCUUCAGGAUUGGGAGGACCUGGAAGAAAAAGAUCUAGCUAUGUUAAUAGAGAUUCUUUACAGUUACAAAAUUUCCCCCACAAAAGACAGUUUGUUUUGUUUUGUUUUUUGACAGAGUCUUGCUCUGUCGCCCAGGCAGGAGUGCUGUGGCAUAAUCUCUGCUCACCACAACCUCUGCCUCCUGGGUUCAAGCGAUUCUCCUGCCUCAGCAUCCAGAGUAGCUGGUAUUACAGGUGUGUGACACCAUGCCUUGCUAAUUUGUUGUAUUUUUAGUAGAGGUGGGGUUCCAUCAUGUUGGCCAGGUUGGUCUCUAACUCCUAACCUCAUGAAUCCAUCUGCCUCAGCCUCCCAAAGUGCUGGGAUUACAGGCGUGAGUCACUGGGCCCAUACAAAAAUUAGCUGGGCGUGGUGGCAGACACCUGUAAUCCCAGCUACUCGGGUGGCUGAGGCAGAAGAAUCGCCUGAACCUGGGAGGCAGAGGUUGCAGUGAGCCGAGAUCGUGCCACUGCACCUCCCGCCUGGACGACAGAGCAAGACUCCAUCUCAAAAAAAAAAAAAUGGUGUUAGCCUGUCAUGUGGAGAACAACCCACAGGAACGUGGGUGUGCAUUGGGACAUCAGUGACGAGGCUGUUGUGGGAAUAGGGUAGUGUAGUUUGGGGAGGGUAGAGCCGGCAAGCCCUUAUGACCACCUGAGUUGUGGUUCUGAGAAGCGUGGAGGCAUCCAGAGCUCAGGAUGAUGCCAGGUCUGCAGACUGGGGAUUGGGUGGAUGGCAGAGUCACAACGAAAAGGGAGGACCCUCACCUUCUGACCGUUCUCCACAGUGCCAGCAUUGGACAUUGCUGACUGGGCCUUGCCAUCCUGCCCCUAAUGGCUCUGGUUCCUAACAAGUGUAAGGCCUGUGGGAGUGAAGCACCAGGCAACCCCUCUUGAGGACAGGGCUACCCUUCCAGGGGCCCAUAGUCACCUGAUGCUGCGGGGCUGGCAAGAUGUUUAGACUGUGGCCAGACUCCAGGGUGGCCCUGGUCCUCUUGAUCCCUCCCUUCCCCCACUUAACCUUUGACUGGAUUCCUGCCCUUCCCUAGGCCUGCAGAAGCGUCUCUAUGGUCUCCCUCACUGGGUUUUCACCAGAUGGGGCUUCAGCAACCUUCUGUUGGGACACGGGUGAAGGUGGGGGAAGUAGGGGAUUUGGGAGUGGGAGUCCUGAGCCAGGGCCUUAGGGGCAGAUGGCUGGACCUUAAGAGAGGGUGGGGCUGUGCAUGGUGGUACACACCUGUAAUCUCAGCACUUUGGGAGGCUGGGCAGGUGAAUCACUUAAGGCCAGUAGUUCAAGACUGGCCUGGGCAACAUAGUGAGACGCCAACACUACAAAAAAUUUAAAAACCUAGCUGAGCGUGUGGGUGUACACCUGUAGUCCCAGCUACUCAGGAGGCUCGGGUUGGAAGGAUUGCUUGAGCCCGAAAGGUCAAGUCUGCAAUGAGCCGUGAUGGAGCCACUGCACUUCAUGCUUGGGUGACAGAGAGACUCUGUCUCAAAAAAAAAAAAAAAAAAGAAAGAAAGAAAAAGAAAAAGGGAGUGGUGGUAGGUAGCCCAGUCACCAACAUAUUUCACUAUAAGAACUCGAGGAGGGCAGGGCAAUAUAGUGGCUUCAUAGCCUCCUGCCCCUUCCUUCAUUCUUCUUGGCUGCUUACCAAGAAGAAUGAAGGAAGGGGCAGGAGGACAAAGGUCUUGGGCAGGUGGGAUGACCAGGGUGCAGAUGCCCCUUCGAAGGGGUUGUGUGUGGAGGAUCAAGACCUCUAUUUCCCAAGCACUCUGGUCCCUCUAUCCCACAGUGACCUAUGGUGCCAGCAGAUAACCGGCUGUCAGGUCUUUGCCCAUUCUGUUCGCCCCUGCUUCCUGGUGCAGGGAGUCCAUGUCCUCUCUGGUUCCUCAGAUUUGCUUGAGCGGAGAGGAGCACGAACUCCUGAUGACUCUUCUGCUCUACAGGGGAACUUGCAGAUGGCCCAUGGCGCAAGGUCGAGGCACAAACCCACUCCCACCCCUGCGCCCGCCCGCGACUGGCGGGGUGACGCUGCACUCCGCCCUUAAAACGAACAGUUUAACCUCCUUCUUGGGAACUGAACGUGCUGACCUGGUCUCUCCUGGUUCCCCCGCAUCUGUACCCCGGGCAGACAGUUACAAGGGCCGACUGGCCGAACCCAGGUGCCCUCGGAGCAGGGUGUGCUAAGAAUUGGUGUAGGGGUUGCACAAAGGCCCUGGUCAGCUCCUGGUCACAUGAGGCCCAAGAACUGUCCGGGUCUCACUUCCCUUCUUCUUGCUUUGACCCGGGUCGCUCAACAGCGGCUAGCGCUGCACCCUUUAUCCUCUCUCGGUCUUGUCCGUUUCAGAUUCUCCAGGUCAGGGAAGCGCCAGCGACCGUCGCACACCAUGGGCCCCCACCUCCGCCCCUACCGUGUGCGGCUGCUCCCGGAUGGCCUCCUGUUCCUCUUGCUGCUGCUAAUGCUGCUCGCAGACCCCGCGCUCCCGGCCGGACGACACCCCUCGGUGGUGCUGGUCCCUGGUGAUUUGGGCAACCAACUGGAAGCCAAGUUGGACAAGCCAACAGUGGUGCACUACCUCUGUUCCAAGAAGACCGAAAGCUACUUCACAAUCUGGCUGAACCUGGAACUGCUGCUGCCUGUCAUCAUUGACUGCUGGAUUGACAAUAUCAGGCUGGUUUACAACAAAACAUCCAGGGCCACCCAGUUUCCUGAUGGUGUGGAUGUACGUGUCCCUGGCUUUGGGAAGACCUUCUCACUGGAGUUCCUGGACCCCAGCAAAAGCAGUGUGGGUUCCUAUUUCCACACCAUGGUGGAGAGCCUUGUGGGCUGGGGCUACACACGGGGUGAGGAUGUCCGAGGAGCCCCCUAUGACUGGCGCCGAGCCCCAAAUGAAAACGGGCCCUACUUCCUGGCCCUCCGCGAGAUGAUCGAGGAGAUGUACCAGCUGUAUGGGGGCCCCGUGGUGCUGGUUGCCCACAGUAUGGGCAACAUGUACACGCUCUACUUUCUGCAGCGGCAGCCGCAGGCCUGGAAGGACAAGUAUAUUCGGGCCUUCGUGGCACUGGGUGCACCCUGGGGGGGUGUGGCCAAGACCCUGCGCGUCCUGGCUUCAGGAGACAACAACCGAAUCCCAGUCAUCGGGCCCCUGAAGAUCCGGGAGCAGCAGCGGUCUGCUGUCUCCACCAGCUGGUUACUGCCCUACAACUACACCUGGUCACCUGAAAAGGUGUUCGUGCAGACACCCACCAUCAACUACACGCUGCGGGACUACCGCAAGUUUUUCCAGGACAUCGGCUUUGAAGAUGGCUGGUUCAUGCGGCAGGACACAGAGGGGCUGGUGGAAGCCUCAAUGCCACCUGGUGUGCAGCUGCACUGCCUCUAUGGCACUGGUGUCCCCACACCAGACUCCUUCUUCUAUGAGAGCUUCCCUGACCGUGACCCUAAAAUCUGCUUUGGUGACGGCGAUGGUACUGUGAACUUGCAGAGUGCCCUGCAGUGCCAGGCCUGGCAGAGCCAUCAGGAGCACCAGGUGUUGCUGCAGGAGCUGCCAGGCAGCGAGCACAUUGAGAUGCUGGCCAACGCCACCACUCUGGCCUAUCUGAAACGUGUGCUCCUUGGGCCCUGACUCCUGUGCCAGGCAGGGCUGGAUGGCUUGGCCAUGGACCUACCCUUGGCCUCUGGGGCUUUCAUGGCCCAUGAGUUUCACAAAGUUUGUGACUGACCAUUCAAGGCCCUGAGUCUUGAGCUGUGAAGCGUCUGCUGUGGGGAAGUGUCGUUUGUUAUCCUUUGUCUGUGGCAGUGAAGGAAGAAAUCAGAGUCUGGACUCAAGGGACAUUGGAUGGAAAGAAUGCUGCUGAUGGUAGAAUUGCUGUGACCUCAGGACUGGCUCCGCAGGGUGGACUGGCUGGGCCCUGGUCCCAAUCCCCAACUGGGGCCAUGUGUUCCCCCUACCCCUAUGGGCUUUUUAUACUUGCCCACUGGGCCCUGGUCCCACAGCCUUCCUAUGAGGGAUGUUACUGUGCUGUGGUCCUGUACCCAAAGGUCCCGGGGAUGGGCUUCUGGCCCAUCGGGUGACCCUUCCCACACACUGGCCACAGGUAGGCCUGCCAUUGGCCAUGGAUAGCAGAGCUGCUGGCUUCCCUGUGGCUUAGCUGGUAGCCAGCCUGACUGUGGCUUCCUGGGGCAAGCCCAGUAGCCCCUGCAGGCAGGGGCAGUUUGUUGUGAUCUUCAUGGUUCCCAGACCCUGGGACAUUUUACUUCACUCCUACCUCCCUUACUGCCAGCAACAGUCAAGCUCUGGAUUAGGCAGCAGAUGUGCCCCCAGUCCUGCAGCCUGUGUCCCAGAAGCCCUGAUUCCCUCAGAUGUGCUGUUGGCCCUAGGACUGAAGCUACCCACCUUCAUCCUAGGACUGUUGUUCCAAGGAUGACAGCAGGGGUGGGAGCCAUGGCCUUCUAGGCACCUGUGGAGAAAGGGAAUCCAAGGAAGCAGUCAAGGCUGCUCGAAGCUUCCCUAAGCUGUACCUCUUGCUAACCCCGCCCUGCCCUAGGGACUCACACUGCCACCCUGCCCUAGGGACUCACUAGUACCCAAGUGGGUUGGCACAGGGCUGAGAAAUGGUGGGACUCCUGUCACCCUGUCUAGCACCUAUUCCCACCAGGCAGCUGACUGGUAUUUAGUCUGCCAGGACUAGCCUAGAAACUUGAAUGGGACUCUGAGAGAUCCAGGGGUCCCCUGGGCCUCCCUAGGAGCUUUCUGUCUGCCCCAGGGUGCUGCAUGGGUUUCCCUGUGGCAGUAGCCAUGGAGAGUCAGGGCCUGUCUUCAUGGCGGUAGGCUCUAAGUGGGCGACUGGCUACAGGCCAAGAGAAGGGUCCAACCUCUAGGUGGGGUUCACAAAGCCACCUUCAGGCUGGUCUGAGCUGCUCUCCCACAAGGUUUCUGUGGAGCUGGAUUUUCUCUGUUGCAUACAUGCCUGGCAUCUGUCUCUCCCUUUGUUCCUGAGUGGUGGGCCCUGCCUGGGGCUCUGAACAGGCUGUAUCUGGAUUUGGGCAAUAAAAGUACUCUGGAUGCUGUAA